CUGGAAAAUCUGGCCGCAAUGGUGGGUGUUGAGACCCUGGAUGCCUGGCUCUGAGUGUCCAGCUUAAUAUGCUAAACUACUUCCCUUCAGCCAUCCUGAACAACCCAGCUGAUGUCCACUAGUACUGGAAGCAGGAUGGGACUGCAGCAGAAUUAUUUAAACAAAGAAGAAUGCCAGGAGGAAUCAGAGGAUGCUGAAGAUAAUCCACUUUACCACUGCCAUAGCCACUCAACAGCCUAUGAGAGCAGAAAAAUAGAACAAUGUCAAGCCAAGCGAAAGCUCUAUGCAGCAUCAAUAAUUUGUCUCAUCUUCAUGAUUGCUGAAAUUAUAGGUGGACAAAUUUCAGGAAGUCUUGCUGUGAUAACUGAUGCAGCACACAUCUUGGUUGACUUGACAAGUUUCCUAAUUAGCCUUUGCUCACUGUGGUUAUCAUCUAAACCUUCCACUAAAAGGUUAACUUUUGGAUGGCACAGAGCAGAAAUUCUGGGUGCUUUGAUGUCGAUGCUAAUCAUUUGGGUGGUGACUGGCGUGUUGACAUAUUUGGCGACCAUGAGACUGCUGCAACCAAAUUAUGAGAUUGAAGCUACAGUGAUGCUCAUUACUUCUGGUUGUGCAGUGAUAGCCAAUGUCAUAUUAAGUCUGACUCUGCACCAGACCGGGCCUGGACAUAGUCACAGAGCACAAGCCAAUGAACAUAUAUCAGCUCUUCAACAGAAGCCAGCUUUGGCCAAUGCCAGUGUGAGGGCAGCUUUUGUACAUGCCAUUGGAGAUCUAUUUCAGAGCAUUAGUGUGCUAAUUAGUGCACUUAUAAUAUUCUUUAAGCCAGAAUACAAAAUAGCUGACCCAGUCUGCACAUUUGUGUUCUCUAUCUUUGUGCUGGCAACAACCAUCACCAUUUUAAGGGACAUUUUGCUUGUUUUGAUGGAAGGAACACCCAAAGGAUUUAAUUAUGAUGCAGUGAGAGAGAGAAUUCUAGCAGUCAACAAAGUGGAGUCUAUCCACAACCUUCAUCUCUGGUCUUUAACAAUGAAUCAAGUUAUUCUGUCUGCUCAUGUUGUCACAGAAGACACAGUGGACAAUCGCCAGAUCCUGAAAGAAGUUACUCAAGUUCUCUUUGACACUUACACCUUCCACUCGGUCACCAUUCAGAUUGAACCACAAGCAAAUCAGAAGCCCGACUGUGUCUUCUGUCAAGAUCCAAAGGAUUGAAGCAGCCAGUGCAUCUUGUUGACCUAUUAUUACACAUUUAACAGGUCAAAGGGCACUGUGCGCUGGUUGCACAUACUCAGCUAGGCAACAAACCAUAAUUAAUUGAACUGACAAGGUCUGUCACAGAGUGCAGUGUGCACUUUCACCAUUGUUCAUUGGUGCCAUUUACCAUGAAGAGAUGGAGCAUUAGGGACAUUUGUCAACAGGAUUAUAUGAGUCAAUGGUUACAUUCAAUUACGAGAACAUGUAUCUACAUUUUUCUCGACGAGAGACAACUGGCUGGAGUUAAAGUAAUAUUUAAGAGUAUCUCUUUGUAUUCACGGGUAACGAAAAAAAUAAUCAGCCUUCAAAUUAUCCACAGACUAAUUACCCCUAAAUGACAGGUUGAAAUCUGACUAAUGUCCUAGCAAAACUCACCACCACUGCUCAGGAUAAAGGAGAGACAGCAAGUGAACAUGAAGAAUAUUGAUAAAAAAGGAGAUCAGUGCAUAAUGGAUAUCCUGCGUGUUGUAUUCGAAGAAAAGUAAGAGAUAUAGCAUAUUCUGUAAUAGCCACAAAAUGACUCAUUCUGUACAUAU
Messenger RNA from Mauremys reevesii (Reeves's turtle), 1787 nucleotides. RefSeq names its product solute carrier family 30 member 8 (gene SLC30A8). Gene Ontology annotation, biological process: insulin secretion; response to zinc ion; response to glucose. Bases 112 to 1209 code for a protein of 365 amino acids. Gene Ontology annotation, molecular function: zinc ion transmembrane transporter activity. The record is from RefSeq and is a predicted model, not a curated record. The transcript is spliced from 8 exons. Lineage: Eukaryota; Metazoa; Chordata; Testudines; Geoemydidae. Gene Ontology annotation, cellular component: plasma membrane.